CAGCAACUCUAUCAAUAGAUCAGACAUUCAGACUACUACUUUUCUGCAUUUUUUCUUCUUUUUAUACCAUUCAUUCCCACUCUCUGAGUACAUUAUUUAUAACACAACUCACAAAUUUUCCACUCUGCUCAACACAUUUUACUCUCUUUUUAUGCUCCACAAAUUUUGUUUCCGAAAAAAAAAUGAUGAGCACAACUGAGGAGGGAACGAGCACGAAGACGGGUGCUGCAAUUUUACAGAAGUACUCAAAAGCAGCUCAGGUAUCGCUGAGAAUCAUGGCGAUGGCUGCAUCGCUAGCAGCUGCCUCGAUAGUUCUCAGCAGCAAUCAGACUGUGGUCAUUUACGGUAUCACUGCUCAUGUUAAAUAUAGUUACUCCCCUACUUAUGAGUUUCUUGCAGCAGCAAAUUUAAUUGCAUGUGUUUUAUCCGCGAUCUCUGUGCUUAUCCUUUACAUCAUAGGAAAAUACGCGAAAUCAGUCAACUAUUUCUUCUUCUUCCUGCAUGACUUGGUGGUAAUGACACUGUUGAUGGCUGCUUGUUCCGCGGCAACAGCAAUGGGAUACCUAGGCCGAUACGGGAACAAACACGCAGGAUGGAUAGCAAUUUGCGGAUACUUAGAUAGCUAUUGUGACAGGAUCACAGUUUCUGUAACGCUUUCAUACAUCGCCUUCUUAUUUUAUUUCUUUCUCGCGAUCAUCUCCGCUAGCAAGGCCAGGCCCUCCACCGCACAAGCUGACAAGUGAUUAUGUGCAGCAGUUUCUUGAUUGAGCACUAAAAUUAAAGAGUGGCAUUGUAUUGUAGAUUAGGUUUUUCAGACAAGACACUUCCUACCAAACUAGCUAAAGCUUUUAGGUGCCUGGUUUGAAUUUUUGGUGGUUCUGUCGCUUACUGUUUGUGUGAAUGUAUGGACGAUAAUUUAACA
Molecule: messenger RNA, 922 nt
Organism: Daucus carota subsp. sativus
Lineage: Eukaryota; Viridiplantae; Streptophyta; Magnoliopsida; Apiales; Apiaceae
Product: CASP-like protein 1F1
Exons: 3
Coding region: 183-743 (186 amino acids)
Source: RefSeq, a predicted model, not a curated record